Messenger RNA from Trifolium pratense (red clover), 1695 nucleotides. RefSeq names its product ATP synthase subunit beta, mitochondrial-like. Bases 1 to 1680 code for a protein of 559 amino acids. Gene Ontology annotation, molecular function: proton-transporting ATP synthase activity, rotational mechanism; ATP binding; ATP hydrolysis activity. The transcript is spliced from 9 exons. The record is from RefSeq and is a predicted model, not a curated record. Gene Ontology annotation, biological process: proton motive force-driven mitochondrial ATP synthesis; proton transmembrane transport. Lineage: Eukaryota; Viridiplantae; Streptophyta; Magnoliopsida; Fabales; Fabaceae.
AUGGCUUCACGGAGAAUCGUUUCGUCUCUGAUUCGAUCAUCCCUCCGUCCAUCUCGUUCCAAAUCAUCCAUCACUGCUUCAACAUCGCGCCUCUCUUCUCAAUCACGUCCAUCUCCAAAUGCAUACAUUCUCAACCGUCUAACUGAAUAUGCCACAGCCGCCGCGGCUAAACCAGCUGGACCUCCCGCUCCUCCUCCUUCUAACAAACUUCCUGCCGGUGAUGGAAAGAUCACCGAUGAGUAUACUGGUAAAGGUGCAAUCGGGAAAAUUUGUCAGGUCAUUGGUGCUGUCGUUGAUGUCAGAUUUGAAGAAGGUUUGCCUCCGAUUAUGACUGCUCUCGAGGUUCUAGAUCAUUCUUCACGGUUGGUUUUGGAGGUUGCACAGCAUUUGGGUGAAGGUAUUGUGAGAACUAUUGCUAUGGAUGCUACUGAAGGAGUUGUUCGAGGGUGGCGCGUUCUCAAUACCGGAUCUCCCAUCAGUAUUCCUGUUGGCAGAGCUACUCUUGGACGUAUCAUGAAUGUUAUUGGAGAACCUAUCGACCACAAAGGCGAAUUCAAAACCGAGCAUUAUUUGCCCAUUCACAGAGAAGCUCCUCCUUUUGUUGAGCAAGCAACUGAACAACAAAUCCUUGUUACUGGUAUCAAGGUUGUUGACCUGCUUGCACCAUAUCAAAGAGGAGGAAAAAUUGGGUUGUUUGGUGGUGCUGGUGUAGGGAAAACUGUGCUUAUUAUGGAACUUAUCAACAAUGUUGCAAAGGCUCAUGGUGGUUUCUCUGUUUUUGCCGGUGUUGGUGAACGAACCCGAGAGGGUAAUGACUUGUACAGAGAAAUGAUUGAGAGUGGUGUCAUUAAGCUGGGUGAUCAACAGGGCGAAAGCAAAUGUGCUCUUGUGUAUGGUCAAAUGAACGAACCCCCUGGUGCUCGUGCCCGUGUUGGUCUUACUGGUCUUACCGUCGCUGAACACUUCCGCGAUGCUGAAGGACAAGAUGUGCUUCUUUUUGUUGACAACAUUUUCCGCUUCACUCAAGCAAAUUCAGAGGUGUCUGCUUUGCUUGGUCGUAUUCCAUCUGCCGUUGGUUACCAACCAACAUUGUCUACCGAUCUUGGAGGUCUUCAAGAGCGUAUUACAACCACCAAGAAGGGUUCAAUUACCUCUGUCCAAGCUAUCUAUGUGCCUGCCGAUGACUUGACAGAUCCUGCUCCUGCUACCACAUUUGCUCACUUGGAUGCUACAACUGUGUUAUCAAGACAGAUUUCUGAGCUUGGUAUCUAUCCUGCUGUUGAUCCAUUGGAUUCAACAUCUCGUAUGCUUUCCCCACUUAUUUUGGGUGAUGAACACUACCAAACUGCUCGUGGUGUACAACAAGUUCUUCAAAACUACAAGAAUCUUCAAGAUAUCAUUGCUAUUUUGGGAAUGGAUGAGCUCAGUGAAGAUGAUAAAUUGACUGUUGCUCGUGCCCGUAAAAUUCAACGUUUCUUAAGCCAACCUUUCCAUGUGGCAGAAGUCUUCACUGGUGCCCCAGGCAAAUAUGUUGAAUUGAAGGAGAACACCAAAAGUUUCCAGGGUGUGUUGGAUGGCAAAUAUGAUGACCUGCCUGAGCAGGCAUUUUACAUGGUUGGUGGUAUUGAUGAAGUCAUUGCAAAGGGACAGAAGAUUGCUAAGGAAAAUGAAACGUCUUAAUCACAAUUCACACAC